AUCGUAUUGUCCUUCGUCCAACAUGCCUCAAGUCUGGCUCGUCACCGGCGCUUCCUCCGGCUUUGGUCUUGAACUCGUCAAGAUCAUCGCCGCCAACGGUGGUCGUGUACUCGCUGCCUCGCGAAACCCCGAGAAACUAGCCUCCCUGGCCUCAGAUAACGUGAAGCCAGUCCACAUCGACCAAAACGAACCUCUGGACAAGAUCCAAUCCGCCAUCAAAAAUAUCCUCGCUAUCUAUGGCACCGUCGACAUCGUCGUCAACAACGCCGCAUACGUCCAAACCGGCCUUCUCGAAGAAGUCUCCCCAGGAAACACCCUGCGCCAAUUCCAAGCCAACACUCUCGGCCCCCUCAACCUCUACCGUGCCCUCCUACCACAUCUCCGCGAAAAAGGUACCGGCACUCUCGUCACCAUCGGCUCCAUGGCAGCGUGGUACCCCAUGUCAGGUUGCAACUUGUAUAACGCGUCCAAGGCUGCUCUUCGUUGGCUGACGAUUGGACUUGCUGGUGAGGUCGCUCAGUUUGGUAUUCGUCACUGCCUAGUCGAGCCUGGAUUCUUCCGCACGGGGUUGUUGGACCCAUCUGCCAAUAUUGCUGGGACUGAUAAGAGCAGUCGUGUCGAUGCAUAUGCGGAUCUGAAUGCAACGAUCGAGUCUAAUUUCGCGGCGUUUAAUGGUGCGCAGUUGGGAGAUCCUGUGAAGGGCGCUCAGAUAAUCUAUUAUGUUGUCACGUCGUCUGGAGUGGCGGAAGGGAAAGAGCUGCCUGAAUUGCUUCCUUUGGGGAGUGAUGCGAGCGCUGAAAUUUCUAAGGCUGCGUCGCAGGUGCAGGCAUCAGUGGAAGAGUGGAAGGACAUCAGUGCUCUGAGUGAUAUUAAGGAGUGAGCAGCCAAUUAGAUGGUCAAAAUGAAAGGGAUUGAUAACUUUUAUUCCGUGGUUGACUGACCUGGGUUUUUCUGACUACCCGUCAUCAAGACGACUGUCUGGACCUCCCCGAGUUUCCUAAUUUGGAGUCCGAGAAAGUUCUUCCUUCUCUAUAUAAUCUGUCAUCUCGCC
This is a messenger RNA of Aspergillus glaucus CBS 516.65, 1051 nucleotides long. RefSeq names its product SDR family oxidoreductase. The transcript has a single exon. The coding region runs from base 23 to 880 and encodes 285 amino acids. Gene Ontology annotation, molecular function: oxidoreductase activity. Lineage: Eukaryota; Fungi; Ascomycota; Eurotiomycetes; Eurotiales; Aspergillaceae. The record is from RefSeq and is a predicted model, not a curated record.